UUCAGGAUGUCAAUUAUCAGCAGUGGAUCUCAUGUUGUGUUCCUAAAUUCUAAAACAGGAGAACAGAAAUGUGUGCGGCUCCCCCGCAACACGGAUGUCUAUGUAAAGCCACUUUCUUUUCAGGCUGACUCUCUGGUUGGGCAACGCUUUGGACAGAAAUACCAAGUGGUCAAACAUCAGCUGGUAAAAGUUGAGGAAGCCCCUUCAUCAUUGAAUGAACCUUCAGAGCAUUGUGGUAAAACUAAUGAGUUCAUUAAGGAUGACAGUGCAACCCAGAAUUUAUCUCAGAAUGAUAUUGAGGCAAUGAAAGCUAAGGGAAUUACUGGUGACGAGAUUGUGAGGAAUUUAGUUGAAAACAGUACUUCAUUUAAUGUUAAAACUGAGUUCUCCAAAGCUAAAUGGCUUAAAAAGAAGAUAGGUAAAUAUCAGCCCAAUAUCAUAGUCAAGAAACCUUCUAUUCGCUUGUUUUCAUCAUCUAAUAUAAGCAAGCUAAGACCUGAUAUUUUGGCUAAAAUCAUGAACAAUGCCAAUGUUUGGUCAGCUUCAAAAGCCAUAGUGGUGGAAUGUAAAGAUGACCUAUUGACGAGUGCUGUGUCACAAAGAGUGGGGGACAACGGAACUGUGGUGCAGAUUUUUGAGCAAAAAUUGCCUCACACGAUGUAUUGCAAGUGGCUUGAUUUUAGUAAGCAGCAUAUGGAAACAGCCUUGAAAUAUUAUCCUAUUAAAUUUUUGGCUAAAUUAAGACCCAAUGUUGAAGAAGGCAACUGUGAUGGUAGUGAUUUAGCAAAUGAUGAAUCUACUGACCAGUCUCAAGAACUUGGGAAACGGAAAAGAGAUGCUAAACCUGUCAAUUUCGAAGAUUAUGUCACAGUCUACGAGCAGCUUAAAACGGGAAAUUUUGACAGUCUUGUCAUCUCAGCCUUCUAUGACCCUUUCCCAGUACUUGAAUUGUUGUGGGACUCGUUAAGAUUCUCUGGGAACUUGGUUAUUCACAGUGAAUACCUAUCUGUUGUCGUGGAGUGUGCCAACUUUGUGAACAACAAAGGCUGCUCAGAAUUAUCUGUUGUUGAUCAGUGGUUCAGGGAGAUCCAGGUGUUACCAGGAAGGACUCAUCCUGCUAUGAGGAUGCAGACAGGUGGUGGAUUCAUUUUGUCUUGCACUAAAAUACGUGAGGGAAUUUAUGAGCAUGGUAGUGAUUCACCUAUUCUUCCUGAACUCAAAGAAGCGCCUAAACCAGCUGAAGCUAUGACAUAAAGUUCUUACAUUUUUACUUUUAGAGUAUUUUAAUUUAUUUUACCUUUUUAUGGGAAUAUCACGUAUUUCAUGAUCUCUAUUCUAACUUAUCCAACAGUUCAGUGCAGCUAUGAGUUGAAACGAAGUAUUGUUUUAAU
Molecule: messenger RNA, 1391 nt
Organism: Bolinopsis microptera
Lineage: Eukaryota; Metazoa; Ctenophora; Tentaculata; Lobata; Bolinopsidae
Product: tRNA (adenine(58)-N(1))-methyltransferase non-catalytic subunit TRM6-like
Exons: 1
Coding region: 7-1254 (415 amino acids)
Biological process (GO): tRNA methylation
Cellular component (GO): nucleus; tRNA (m1A) methyltransferase complex
Source: RefSeq, a predicted model, not a curated record